This is a messenger RNA of Aureobasidium subglaciale EXF-2481, 1675 nucleotides long. RefSeq lists its product as uncharacterized. Bases 302 to 1510 code for a protein of 402 amino acids. The record is from RefSeq and is a predicted model, not a curated record. Gene Ontology annotation, molecular function: oxidoreductase activity. The transcript is spliced from 4 exons. Lineage: Eukaryota; Fungi; Ascomycota; Dothideomycetes; Dothideales; Saccotheciaceae.
UUACAUCUCUGAAACGAUUAUGCAAUCGCUCUGUGCAAAUUGCAUGGCUUUGAGGAAGCCGGAAAAGUUCAACACCUGCCAAAAAAGCACAACGAUAGGGCCUCUUCGGGACGACUGCCGAAUCUGAUACUGUGACACCUUGUAACAAUCAACAUUAACUUCAAACCGUUUAGCUUGGCGACUUUCGAACCAGGCCCACUAGGCUUCCACCCCAGCCGGGCCAGUUUCAUGUAUCAUCAACAUUUUUUGUAUAUAUAUCAAUCGACAACCGCGUGAUAUCUGUACUCUAGUUACCGCUAGCAUGUCUUUUCUCACACGGCCAGACGUUCUCGCUACAGCAGCAAUAGGCUACCUCGCCACAGUUCGCUACUUCCGCAACCAACGCAAAACUCAAAAACAUCAGCUCUACAAACACGAUGACCUUUCUGCAAUAACUCUGGAGGACGCACAAGAGAUACAACUUUACCUCUACGAACUCGAGUUUCCAUUCAUAGCGCAAAAGGCACUAGAGUUUGCUUUGUUCCGCACUUAUGGCAUCCCUUCCAUCAGUGGUUUGCUUAUGCACACAAAACAACUAUCCUCGAAAGCACACUCCUCAAAACGAAUGACUGAUACAUCAAUCCUUAUGCUGGAAACUAUCAAGAAUCCUCCUGGAAGCAAGCGGGCGACUGAAGCGCUGGCGAGGACAAACUUCUUGCAUAGUCUUUACGGUGCCAAGAUUUCGAACGAUGAUAUGCUGUAUACCCUGGGCUUAUUUUUGCUGGAGCCCGUUCGCUGGAUCAACAAACAUGAGUGGAGGCAAUUGACUGAUACGGAAAUUGCUGCUAUGGGACUGUUCUGGUUGAAGGUUGGUGAAGGCAUGAAGAUUGACGUCUCUUGUUUGCCUGGACAGAAGAAUGGGUGGAAGGACGGACUGCAAUUCAUGAAAGAGCUGGAGAAGUGGUCUGACGAUUAUGAGGUGAAAUAUAUGGUGCCAGCUGAGAGUAAUAAGUUGACUGCUGAUCAUACGACCGAUCUUUUGCUGUAUGCUGUUCCUGAUGCUUUCAAGGAUGCAGGUAGGAAGGUCGUAAGCGCUUUGAUGGACUCACGAUUGCGGAGAGCUAUGUUGUACAACAAUCCGCCAGCCAUGCUCCAAUGGCUAGUGGACACGGGACUUGCGACUCGGAAGCUGAUUCUACGACACCUCGUCCUACCACGCCCAUUCAGUCGGCGCAAGCAAAUCAUUGCUGACAAUGUCAACGAGAAUGGUAAAAUUCACAAGCUGAUUUGGGACACGGAGCCUUGGUAUGUCGAGCCAACCUUUGCAAACCGCUGGUGUCUCCAAUCAUGGAUCGACUGGCUAGCUGGAAGACCGAUACCCGGCGAUGAAGGUGACAAGUUCUUCCCCCAAGGCUACAAAUCUGCAGUCAUGGGUCCUGCUUUCCUCGCAGGCAAGGGGCUCGCACAGGCAGAGAAGGACGAGGAGCAAAUACGAAACAUCAUGAGAGCUGAUGCCACGAUAGCUGGCUGAGUAUAUGCUGGUCAGAUGCUGUGAUCGAUAGAUGUUUACCCAGUGGUCUCUUGCCCUCACCCAGUAAUUUUAUGGCCGAGCAAUUGUAAAACAACACAUCGAAAUAAGCAACAUCCAUGAUAUCUCGAGACUAAGGUGUCCAUCUGAAACAUCCUCGGAUAAUCU